AUGAGGUAUUAUAUAUUUUUUUCUCUAUUUAUAUAUCUCUUUGUGUCUAUCUUUCUCUCAUUCUUUCUCUUUCUCUCUCGUCCUCACCUCUUUCUCUUUCUCUCUCUCUUUCUAUCUAACUAUCUAUCUAUCUUUCGCUUUCUCAUUGUUUUCCGUUCUCUCUCUUUCUCUCGCUCUUUCUCUGUGAUUCACUUUUUCUCUCUUCCUCACUCUUCUAAUUCUUUUUCUCUCACUUUUGCUCUCUGUAUCUCUCUAUCUAUCUUUCUCUCUCUCUUUUUCUACCUUUCUUUCUCUUUCUCUUUCUCUCUCUCUCUCUCUCUCUUUCUGUCAUUCUUUCUAUCUCUAUCAUUUUCAUUUUUUUCUCUUUUCUUUCCUUCUCUCUCUAUCUUUCUCUUUCUCUCUCUCUCUCUCUCUCUGUUUCUCUCUCACACUUACUCACACUCUUUCUUUUUCUGUCUCUCUCGCGCUAUCUAUCUCACUUUUUCUAUCUCUUUUCCUCAUCCUUCUCACUCUUUUCUCUCUCUCUCUCUCUCUCUCUCUCUCUCAAUUAAUAUAACAUCAAAUUGCCGAAGCAGCUCAAUUUAUAUCUAUCUAUCUAUCUAUCUUAGUCUAUUUAUAUCUAUCUAUCUAUCUGUCUGUCUAUCUAUCUAUCUAUCUACCUCAGCAUAUAUUGGAGACGUUAAAUUCAUGAGAGUGAUAUUGUCUCCUCUAUCUCUCCUUUCCUACUUUCUUUCUUUUUUUCUUUCUUUUUUCUUUCUUUUUCCUUCUUUCUUUCUUUCUUUUUUCUGUCUUUUUUCCUUCUGUCUGUCUGUCUUUCUUUCUUUUUUUCUGUCUUUCUUUAUUCUUUCUUUUUUCCUUCUGUCUGUUUGUCUGUCUUUCUUUCUUUUUUCUCUCUUUCUUUUCUCUUUCUUUUUUCUGUCUGUCUGUCUGUCUUUCUUUCUUUUUUCUUCUGUCUGUCAGUCUUUCUUUCUUUCUUUUUCUGACUAA
Acanthosepion pharaonis is the source of this 987-nucleotide messenger RNA. Lineage: Eukaryota; Metazoa; Mollusca; Cephalopoda; Sepiida; Sepiidae. The record is from the annotation of a GenBank genome assembly.